Messenger RNA from Sordaria macrospora k-hell, 2772 nucleotides. RefSeq lists its product as uncharacterized. The record is from RefSeq and is a predicted model, not a curated record. NCBI's taxonomy places the organism in Eukaryota, Fungi, Ascomycota, Sordariomycetes, Sordariales, Sordariaceae.
AUGAGUGAACCAGAUGCGGAUUCAUCGCCGAAGCCUUUAGAGCCUCAAGAUGGGAGCACUCAUAGUUCACCAAAGGACACGCGCCCUUCAUCGCCAGUCGCGUCGGCACCAGGGACACCGCCGGUAGGAACUCAGAGCGCCUCAUCAACAAAUGGUGAAGAUGUAGCCACGACCCCCGUAGCCGCCGUGAGCGGUGGUGUCCCGUCAUCGACUCCCGCUCCCGUCAGCCCGGCCACCGUCGCCGACAUAACCAGUCCUCCGCCGAGUCCAAGCCAUAUGCGAAGCCCCGGCUCCGACUACUCCAACUCUUCAGAUUGGGUUACAACCGACUCAUCCCCGAGUCCAAACCCCACAAUAAGUCCCAGUCCUGAUUCCGAUGCCGAUCCCCAUCCUCGAACCUAUUCAGGGUCCAGCUAUUCCCAACCUCAUACGACUCGCCCACCAGGAGAAGAACAGCUAUAUGAACUGUCACCAUCACCGUCGCCGUGGCCCGAGUCCUCCAACUCUGACGACAGUCAACGUGCUCCGAGCUACGCAGCACCACCACCUGGCUUCUUAUUCACUCCAGCACCCACCAGGCCGCCCCCUGGCACUGGCCUGUACAUUAUCACCUCCGCCCCUCAUCCCUACCCAGACCCUCCCAUCCCUGUCUAUCCCGCGCCUCAGCUUUAUCCUGCUCCUCAUCCUCAGGGCCAUCCUGGCCCCCAUCCUCAUGCUCAUCCCUCACAUCACCUGCCACCCGUUUACAUCCACGAGGCACAACCGCCGCCGCCACCACCACCACCACCACCACCACUACCACCAAUACCACCACUAGUACCUCCUCCCCAAGCUCAAGUCCAAGCCGAAGCUCAAGCCGAAGCCCAAUACAAGCAGAUUUACGGAUUAGGACACGCUCAAGCCCGCUCCUCUCAACAUCUGCCACCCGUCUAUAUUCAUGAGGCACAACCGCCGCCGCCACCACCAGUACCACCUCCGGGCAAGAAUCCCCAAUAUGACGCCCCCUUUGGCUUCUACCGCUCGCCAGGCAAGGACCCAACAGAACGUCCAAAACCCAAGUUCUAUCCGCCUUCUUCCAAACCACUGUUUGUGCCCACGGUGCGGGUAGUUAACUCGAGAUCCAAACGAAACGAAGCUCGAUGGUGGGGGGCUGCUCAAAAACAGCAGCAACAAAAAGGACAGCCUCAAGGACAACCCCAAAAACAGCCACAGGCUAGAGAACAACCACAACCCCAAGGACAUCCACAAUUCCAUGGACAACCACAGCAUUUCAUUGGAUUUGGACAACCACGAGGCGGACGGCCCCCAAAACAUCAAGAAAAUCCGAUCAAAAUCAUCUACCACGAACCCCUACCACGAUCAAGGUCACUCCAACAAUUCCCAGCACCAACCCGUCUAUCACCCCACCUCCAAGCCCAAGCCGAAGCCGAAGCAAAGGCCCGGUACAAGGAGAUCUACGGCAUGGGCCACGCCCAAGCCCAAACCAAAGCUCAAGCCGAAGCCGAAGCAGAGGCUCGAUACAAAGAAAUCUACGGCCCGGGCUACUCCCAACUCGCACGUCAACGCGAUUCUGAAGCCCAGGGCCAAGCCGCAGCCUACACCCAAGCCUCAGCCCGACAAUGGGAGCACAUUUACCGCCCAAUACCAGCCCUGCAAAACACCCAAGCCUACACUCAAAACCGACCACCACAAGUCCUGGCCCCGGGCCAGGUCCCAGCCUACCAAAUCCAUGGACCGCGAUAUGGCAAUGGCAAUGGCCAGAGCGCAGGCGGAGGCUACCAUGGGCAGCAGGGACCGCCGAUUGCUGCCAUGAUUCCGGUUACCAUGAUUCCGAUUACCGGGGAAGAGCGUCGUUACCAGUGCAACUUUUUGGAUUGCGCGCAGCGUUUUGCGAGGAAACAUGAUUUGAACAGGCAUCGGAGGUCGCAUUUCCCUGAUAGGCCGUUUGGGUGCGAGAAGUGCGGGAAGAGGUUUGCGAGGCAGGAUGCCCUGAAGAGACACAUCUCAUUAGCAGCAAAAUGUGGCGGCAACGACCCGAAAAACCCAGUCGAGAUCAGCUCAAGUCCAUCUCCGUCUCCGAGUCCAUCUCCCGCACCAGAACAGGCCAGUGCCAGUGCCAGUGCCACUGGCAACAACCCCAACGGUGGGCUCUGGCACGUGCCAUCAUCAGCGAUCAGGAACGACAGCCAAACCCGCAGGGCAAGAUCGCCAUCCGUAGAAGUAAUAAGCGACACAGAACGAAAUCAUCGUGGCCGCAGAUCCGGACGAAAACGAAAACGUGCUCAAGAACCGAUGAUAGACGGUGAAGACCCGGAUUACGACAGAGACUAUCGACCACCAGCCAACAUCCAAAACCUAAAUCAGGCUGGGAGUAGUAGUCUACAACGGCAACGAGAGCCGCAGAAUCGAUGGGUGAUUGGCACGAGCGUGAGCGCAAAUUACGUUUCGGGGGCGGAGACGGAGGCCGCGGCCGCGGCGGGCCAGGCAGCGGCUGAAGCGACAUCGGCGGCCACCGUGGCGAGUCGACAAAAUAGGAGCCACAAGGGGAAGCAGAGGGAGUUGCAGAAUCGAUGGGCUGUUCCCACUGCUGGACCGGGUGUGAGCGGCGCGACCGCCAGCGCUAGUCACGGUACAGCGGCGUCGGCUUCGACGCCGGCGGAUGCAGCAGAGGCAGCAACCGGAGCGGCAGUUCCUGAUGCUGGUAGGGGAGGAGACACAGGAGCUUCCUCCGAGUUAAUCUCCGGGGCAGCUUCCGGGGCGGGAUCACGAUGA